Molecule: messenger RNA, 8849 nt
Organism: Anopheles nili
Lineage: Eukaryota; Metazoa; Arthropoda; Insecta; Diptera; Culicidae
Gene: Ten-a
Product: teneurin-a
Exons: 18
Coding region: 1-8616 (2871 amino acids)
Biological process (GO): motor neuron axon guidance
Source: RefSeq, a predicted model, not a curated record
AUGACUAUGAAAUCUAUGAAGUAUAACGACUGCGACACCAUCAUGGACGGCUACAAUCCAGCACCGCCGCCGCUGCCCAGGAGGGUACCACCGGCGCGGAACAUUUACGCGGAACCCUUUGCGACCGAGUCCAACACGAACAGACUACAAUCAUCGCAACAGCUGCAGCAGCAGCAGCAGCAGCAGCAACAGCAGCUCCAAUCGCAGCAGCAACCGAUUCCGCAACUGACACAAUCCAUGACUAAUACCCACAUCACCACCGGGUCCCGUCUGGGAGGGUCCUCCUCCCUGGUGAUGCCAGUUUUCCCAUUACGAACGGGUGGAACUGCCCACACUCCGCACUAUUCACCUUACUCGCCAUCAAGGUUUCGCAUCGACAAAAGCUGUCAACACCGAUGCUCGUGGAAGUGUUUUAGCAUCGCCUUAAUUUUGGUUACAAUAAUUUUGUCGGCAACGCUGACGUAUUUCGCAGCUACGAGCUCUAUGAAGUCAAAUCUCGACUCUGCCAACUGCAUCCUGGUACAGGACGUGAAGACGGGGACAGCCGUCGAUCAAACGGGUACGCCUAUCGACACGUCCAACUACGGGCUCCUGUCUGGGCCGUCAACACUGAACCCAACUGAGGAGUCACCGAUAACCAGCACGCUGGACCACAACAGCUUCUCCACGCUAGGUGGCUUAGGUGGUACGCCAGGAGGCAACGCGGCCUUGUCCACGUACAACCGCCGGCCGGUGCAAGACCUUUCACACCAGAUGCAGCAGCAAACGACCCAGAUCUUCAGCUCACAUCAGCAGAAGUGGCCCUCGAUUGUCGAGUUGCGCGAGUUCAAUGAAGUCCACGCGUCAACGAUAGCACCGUUCCAGUUCUGGAACGUGGAGUUCCGCAACAAGCAUCCUGCAUUCAUACAGUUCAAUUUCACGUUACCGUGGGGCGCCAACUUCGCCAUCUACGGUCGCCGCAACGUGGGACCAACGGUGACGCAGUACGACUUCGUGGAGUUCAUCAAGGGUGGUCGUGUUGAUCACAAGCUGCGUCGGAAGCGCAGCAUCGGGAGCGGUUUCUUCCAGAACGACGUCCUGGACACGCACUUCAGCGCAAACGAGGAGAACUCGUCCACUUUCGAGGCGAUCCGACGCAGCCAGUUCGCUUUCGAGGACCUGCAGCUAGACGACGUGGAGAAGCACAUCAUCUCGAAGCGCUCAGCCGACGGUAGCUCGGCGCCCUCGUCGCUGCAGAAGAUCGACAUGGAGGCUAUGACGGUGAACGUUACAAUCUUGCAGUACCUCGACAUUGGCCGGUGGUACUUGUCGGUGUACAAUGACGAGUUGUUGCCGCACACGGUGUCACUAGUGGUUGGUGAGGCUGAAGGCAUCCACACGGCCUGUCCCAGUGAUUGUUCAGGACGAGGUUCUUGUUACCUCGGGAAGUGCGAUUGCAUAGAUGGCUACCAAGGCAACGACUGCUCGAUCAGUGUUUGUCCAGUCCUGUGCUCUGCCCACGGACAUUAUGGUGGAGGCGUUUGUCACUGUGAAGAAGGUUGGAAGGGUUCGGAGUGCGACAUUCCAGUCUCAGAGUGCGAAAUGCCAACCUGCUCGAAUCACGGACGAUGCAUUGAAGGAGACUGUCAUUGCGAACGUGGUUGGAAGGGUUUGUUUUGCGAACAGCAGGACUGUAUCGACCAUUCCUGUUCGGGUCAUGGCACCUGCGUUUCGGGACAAUGCUUCUGUAAAGCCGGUUGGCAAGGAGACGACUGCAGCAUUGUCGACCAACAGGUCUAUCAGUGUCUCCCUGGUUGCUCCGAUCACGGCACCUACGACUUAGACACCGGUUCCUGCAUUUGCGACCGCCACUGGACAGGCAUCGAUUGCUCUCAAGCCGUCUGCAGUCUCGACUGUGGUCCAAAUGGUAUCUGCGAAAAUGGGCGUUGCCGGUGCGAUGACGGUUGGACAGGCAGUUUGUGUGACCAGCUGAUGUGCGACCCGCGGUGUGCUGAACAUGGUCAGUGUAAGAACGGCACCUGCGUUUGCUCACAGGGCUGGAACGGACGUCACUGCACGCUACCCGGCUGCGUUAACGGAUGCUCACGCCACGGCCAGUGCACAAUGGAGGACGGCGAGUACAAGUGUAUCUGCGUGGAAGGAUGGGCCGGCAACGACUGCUCCAUCGCCCUCGAGAUGAGUUGCAAAGACAAUAUCGAUAAUGACAAUGACGGUAUGACGGACUGUUCAGAUAGUGAAUGCUGCGUGCACUCGAUUUGCGCGGAGCACAUCAUGUGCCUCGCCUCGAACGAUCCGGUCGAGGUGCUGCUGCGCAAGCAACCUCCUUCCGUGACGGCAUCCUUCUAUCAACGGGUAAAGUUUCUCAUCGAGGAAAACUCCGUUCAGUCGUACGCCCACAUGGAUGAGUACAGUGAGAGUGAGUUCUGGAACUCGUUCACACCGUGCCGGGUAUCGGUGAUGCGCGGACAGGUAGUUACGCCGCAAGGACUCGGUAUCAUCGGCAUACGGGUAUCGGUGGACCGAGAUUCUCGCUUCGGAUUCACACUCACUCGACAGGGUGGAUGGUUCGAUGUUCUCGUUAACGGAGGCGGUGCUGUCACGCUACAGUUCCAGCGGUCACCAUUCCGACCACUGACACGCACGGUGUUUGUUCCGUGGAAUCAAAUCGUCGUGCUACCACCAGUUCAGAUGCAGAUUAACGAUAAUGAUGAUCACGAUGACAUUUCAUUUAUAUCCGUUCCCUCGAACCUUGCUUACAGCUUUCUAAGCACGUCCCACUAUCGCUUUAUGGAAGAUAACCCUUCACCGAUAGCCAUAUGUCUGGAACAUGAUCAUGAACUGCUCAGUCCGCAUCUCACCAGCACCUGGAUGCCGAACGGCAUUGGGUCGGUGCCUGGUAAAAAUUUUAUCUUUGCUGAAACACAAGUUGUACAAGAAUCGUUGAAGAUACCCGGUUCCGAGAUUCAUUUGCUCUACAAGUCAUCUCAAGCGUCUGGUUAUCGGUCGAUUGUGCGAAUGCAGCUGACACACGACCGUAUUCCAGACACUCUCACGCACGUUCACGUUGGAGUGCAGAUCGAAGGCUCGCUGCACGUGAAAACAUACGAAGCCGAUCCGAAUCUGCGGCACAUUUUCGCCUGGAACAAGCGCAACGUGUUCAAGCAGAAGGUGUAUGGCAUCGCGAUGGCACGGAUCUCAAUCGGGUAUGAACAUGCCACUUGCCGCGGCAUCGUGUGGGAGACGCGCACGGUGAAGCUGCAAGGCUUCGAUGUCGACAUCUCGGACAUUGGAGGAUGGGGUUUGGACAUUCACCAUCACUACAACUUCCACGAGGGCAUCCUGCAGAAGGGUGACGGAGCCACAAUCCACCUAAAGGAGUUUCCACGCAUUGUGCGCGGUGUGUUGGGUGAUGGACAGCAACGCACGCUGAUGUGUCGUGACCAUUGUAAUGGGUUGUCGAAGAAUGGACAGUUACUGACACCCGUGGCUCUAGCGUCUGGACCUGACGGAAGCCUGUUCGUUGGUGAUUUCAAUCUGAUCCGCCGAAUUACGACCAAUGGUAGCAUCUUCACAAUCCUACAGCUCGACACCACACGUGUAUCCUAUCAGUACUACCUGUCGGUUUCGCCCGCCGACGGGCAGCUGUACAUCUCCGACUCAGAAAAGCACAAAAUCCUCAAGAUUGUAUCGUUGGAGAACGUUGACGAUCCAUCGUCCAACUAUGACGUGAUCGUUGGAAGUGGUCAGCGGUGUAUUCCAGGUGACGAGCAAAACUGUGGCGAUGGUGGACCAGCCAUUGAGGCUCGGUUAUCACACCCGAAGGGUCUCGCCAUAGCCGCUGACCGCACAAUGUACAUCGCAGACGGCACCAACAUUCGAGCGGUAGAUCCUAAAGGUACGAUCCACACUCUCAUUGGCCACCAUGGCCAUCAAAACCGCUGGAGUCCAGUACCAUGUCGGGGUGCCGCCCGCGCCAUGCAAGUUCAGCUUCAGUGGCCAACUGCGCUAGCAUUGAAUCCUCUCGAUGGGUCGUUAUACUUCGUCGAUGACCGGCUGGUACUGAAGCUAACCUCCGAUAUGAAGGUGAAGGUGAUAGCCGGAAUUCCACUGCACUGUAACGAAGAUCACAUGACGGGCGUGAACCGUACCACACCUGUAGAGGAACCCCUGGGUACGGUGUUGGCAAUGGCCUUCGGACCCAAUGGCGACCUCUACGUUGCGGACACCAACUCGAAGCGCAUCAAUACGAUCAAAGUCAUCGAGUCUUCCACCGGGUUCAUGAAACAGUUUGCUGGAAAAGUCGAUCACGUAAGCCAAGAAUGUGAUUGCCAGGGUAAGACGCUGAACCACUCGCGACGUAAACCAUCGAAUGGAACAAGCAUCAAUCAAAAUCCAUCCGGUGCAGUCGACAGAGGUAGCAUAGCACCGGAUGGUGGAAGCCCGUUCUGUGUGUGUCAGCAUGCCAACGACACUAGUAGUGGCCGCAAGGACUACCCCGAUGCACCAUCCUCGUUUAGUGCGGCCAAUGGUGGUUCCAGUUUCAACAGCGAGACUAUACUCUCAUCCAACAUUCGCUUCCAGUCGAUAUCCGCAAUAGCUGUCGCCCAGGAUGGUGUGAUCAAUGUAGCCGACCAAGGUUCUUUGCGUAUUUUAGCUCUUGAGCACUAUUUGCCACAGCACGAUGGAAAUGGUGAGUUCCAGAUACCCUACACACCUCUGAACGAGCUGUACGUGUUCAACCGGUACGGGCAGCACAUAGCCACACGUGAUCUGUCCACUGGCAAGUCGCGCUACUCCUUCCUGUACUCAAAGAACACCAGCUUCGGGAAGUUGUCCACCGUUACCGAUAGCUCAGGUAACAAGAUCCAAUUCCUGCGCGACUACAGCAACGUGGUCAGCUCGAUUGAGAACGGACAGGACUACAAAACGGAGCUGAAAAUCUCGCCCAGCGGGCUACUGACGAAGGUGAGCGCUCGCUCUGGUGGUGGACGUAAGGUUGAGGUACUUCUAGACUACGAAUCGAAUAGUGGUCUACUGAUCAGCCGCACUGAGGGUCAAGAAAGCUUCAUCUAUCAGUAUGACGACUUCGGACGGUGUGUUAAAGUGAUCGCACCAAGUGGUGAAAUCGUCCACGUACGCACGCUGUUUGAUGAUCGUUCCACGAAACCGAAGCAAGAGGACCUGCUAGUGUCAGUACAGGGCAGCAUUCGUUCGGCGUUUGGAGCUCGCGGGGCCUCGAAACCAACGGAGUACUCCAUUACCGGCGGUAUACAGACAGUUUCGAUCUCCCGCGGUGGCAAGGAAACGGUUGGCAAAAUUGGUUCCAUAAACCAGACGGUGUCGCUGUCACUACCCACCGGUAUCAAGCUUGAGGCAUCUGCGGUCAUCACCCAUCCAUGGUUGGAGAAGUUCCUACCCACGGAAGCGGAGAUGCUGCCGAUGUGGUCACACCAGUCGCUACACGUUGGCGAUCGGGCGGCAAAUGAUCUCUACUCGAAUUAUGCCCUGUCGUCAAAUGGCUGCAAUGGAGCUGGUGGUGAUCAACAGCCACAUCACGGGCGUGGUUCACCACCUGCCAGUGCCGCGGCAAAGGGCGAAAAAAUGCUCUGCCGGGAUAUUUUCGUCAACGAUGGCAAGAAGUUGCGGGUGGAGUACGAUCCUGUUGCGCAACGCGAGAUCCUGCGAGAUCGAGAUAACGAGGUGAUUUUGGUGGUGUCGUACGACCAAUCGGGUCUACCUACUAUGUUCUCUCCCGGCAUGGGUGACGUGUACUACCCGCUCAACAUCACCUACGACCGCUUCAACCGCAUCGAAGGCUGGCAAUGGGGUCCGUCAGAGCUGAAGUACAACUACGAUCGGCAGGGUCGCCUGUCAGAGGUGAGCAGCCUACAGGACGGAAUCGUGUCCUACAGCUACAACGAGGGCAACCUGCUGGAGAUGAUUUCGCUUGGCAGCCAACGGAAAUACAAGCUUGUGUACGAUCGCAAUGGCGGUCUGCGAGAGAUAGUGCUCCCCAGUGGUACCAAGCAUACGUUCAGCUUGCAGCCCUCGAUCGGCUUCCUGCGCUUCACGUACAACCCGCCUGGUAGCUCGCGUUCCUACCUGCAACACUACUCGCACAGCGGCGUACUGCUGCAGACGGUCUUUCCGGGAGAUGGCGCGCGGAUCGUCUACCGGUACGACGACGAAGACCGCAUCUCAGAGAUCGUGCACGGAGACGGUCGGGACGAGUUCCUGUACCAGAGUGGAGCACCCUCUUGCGAACUGCCGAUGGCAAUCAUCCAUACAGAGCGUGACCUGGAAUUUCGCUGGGAUUUCGACUGCAUCGGUGAGCUGCUGCUAGAGGAACGCAUCGACUUCUCGGCCCGCAGCGGGCUUUCGAACGUGAAGUUCAACUAUGAGUACGAUGACCACUUUAGACUGUCCGCCAUUGGAGGUCGCAUCGGAGGGCAAAACCUCCCACAGCAGUCGUUUGGUUACGAUGAGCGCACUGGCCGGUUGGCAACGAUCGGACAGUUCGAGGUAACGCGAGGUGAUCGGCAGGUGAAUGCAACCACCGUAAGCGACCGAACCGGAACGUUUAUGCGCACGGUGAACGGACGAUUCCUGCUGAUGCAGCUGACACUCACGAUCCACCGGAUGGAGGUGUUCCGCAUGGAGUUCGCGCACGAUCUGCACGGACGCAUCGUGCAGACGCGCACGUACACGCGUAACGUAGGCGUGAACACGUACACGAACGUGAAAAACUUCACGUGGGACUGCGACGGGCAGUUGGUCGGUGUGGAGGCCCAAGAACCUUGGGGUUUCCGGUAUGACGACAACGGCAACAUGCUGUCACUCACAUACCGCGGUAACACGAUCCCGAUGGAGUACAACGCGCUCGAUCGUAUUGUGAAGUUCGGUGAAGGUCAGUACAAGUACGAACCACGUGGACUAGUGGCGCAGAAUGCCCGCGAAGAGCGCUUCCACUACAAUGCGAAAGGUCUGCUGAUUCGGGCUACAAAACGAGGCCGGUUCGACAUUCGCUACUUCUAUGACCAUCUGAACCGGCUAAUCACGCGCAAGGACAACUUCGGCAAUGUGACGCAGUUCUUCUACACUAAUCAGCGGCGGCGCAGCGAGAUCAGCCACAUCUACUCGCCGCGGGAUGGCAAGCUUAUGUCACUGACGUACGACGAUCGGGGUUCGCUCAUCUACGCGCAGGUGUACCGGUAUCGCUACUACAUCGCCACCGAUCAGUGCGGUACGCCUGUCAUGAUCUUCAACCAGUACGGCGAGGGUAUCCGCGAGAUCAUGCGGUCACCGUACGGACACAUCGUUUACGACUCUAAUCCCUAUCUCUACAUGCCGAUAGAUUUUUGCGGCGGUAUACUCGAUCAGGUAACGUCUUUGGUUCACAUGCCAGACGGGAAGGUGUACGAUCCACUCAUAGGCCAAUGGAUGACCCCGAAUUGGGAGCACGUGGAUCAGCGCAUCAAGAAGCCAACCAAGUUACACCUGUAUCGGUACAACGGAAAUGAUCCAAUAAACCCUCCCGGGCAGCUGCAGGAGCACCCACGCGAUCAUCUCGACUGGUUGCAGUUGAUGGGUUACGACAUUGACAACAUGAUCCCGCAGGCAUCCAUCGAGGGUCGAUUCUACCGGCAGCGUAGCUGGCUCGAAAGUGCACUGGCCGCCCCGAAUGUACUGCGCCGACAGUACGAAGAACGAGGUGGCUCAGGUGGCAUCAACAUUGGGUCUGGCUUCAUGGCGCACCUGCUCGAACGGUCAGUGCGGUCCCGUCAAGCGCUGUUGCAGCUGCCGGACAGCUUUUUCGGUUCGAGCCUCAAAUCUGACCCUCUCGCGAUCGGUCCGUUCCGACUCGGGUCGGGUUCGGAUCCACCGUUCGGCCACGGCAUCAUCGUGUCGCGCGUCAUCGUCGGUGAACCCGAAGGCUACGCAAUCGUGUCGAGUGUCCCUGCCGCUAACCCUAUCUAUCGGGACGUUUAUACGUCCGUGUUCAAUCGUACCCGGUUGCUCCCAUUCACGUUCGUCGUGCAUAAUUCGCUGCAGGACGCGUUCUUCUUCGUGAAGGAGGACUCGUGGCGUGCGGCCGAAGACCGGCAGCAGUUGAAGCGGCUGCAGGGACAGGUGAAUACCACGUUCCACGAUGCCGUUUCGUCGGGAACGGGUCCAGGUAGCGGUGGAUCCGGCGGAUCCGGUGGAAACGGUGGCGGUGUUCCAGCAGGCGUUCCGAAACCUUCCGCCCAUCACCAGGACGUGAAAAUCCACACGACGAACGCAAUUAUCAACCUCAAAUACGGCACAACCUCGGCCAAGGAGCGCCAACGGUUGAUGCACCACGCCAAGCUGCAGGCAGUCCGGAAAGCCUGGCAUCGCGAGAAAGAGCUGUUGCGCAGUGGACUCAUCUCGAGCUACGAGUGGAACGCGCAGGAGAUGGAAGAGAUCGUAAAGAAUGGCUACGCGAACCUGUACGAGGGCGAGUACGUCCACGAUAUCGAUCGCUACCCAGAGCUGCUCGAGGACCCGUUCAAUGUGCGCUUCACCAAGAAGAAGAUCAACCAAUCACGCAAACGCAAGCGAAGAGAGACGACCGAGCCAAUCGGUGAGGUUUAGUUGACCAACCUGCCAGCUCACCGCAGGAUGGCCCCAGGAACGACUCUCCGCGGAGAGAACUCCGUCCGAUUCUGAUUCUGGUCUCACACUGUGGUUCCCGCCCUGCAGCCCUCUGUCCCAUGGCCGCAGGUGUUGCCACACCUGCAGCUGCCAGACACGCGUAGUCAACGGUUCAUUUUGUUAGUUUUUCGCCCAUCAGCCCCACCUGGGACAGGUGCUCGACACCCACACUG